Molecule: messenger RNA, 1524 nt
Organism: Capronia coronata CBS 617.96
Lineage: Eukaryota; Fungi; Ascomycota; Eurotiomycetes; Chaetothyriales; Herpotrichiellaceae
Exons: 2
Coding region: 1-1524 (507 amino acids)
Biological process (GO): tRNA splicing, via endonucleolytic cleavage and ligation
Cellular component (GO): nucleus; mRNA cleavage factor complex
Molecular function (GO): polynucleotide 5'-hydroxyl-kinase activity
Source: RefSeq, a predicted model, not a curated record
AUGUCUUUGCCAGGCCUUGGACUCGAUGAACCUGAAGAGGUUCAUGUGGCAGAGACAACACAGCAUGAGCUAGCGAAAGAGCAUGAGUGGCGCUUCGAGGUCGCCGUAGGGAAGUACAUUCAGGUCAAGUUAUUAAGAGGCACCGCCGAGUUGUUCGGAACGGAACUUGUACCCGGAAACACGUACACCUUCACCGGCACCAAAGCCGCGAUCUACACCUGGCAUGGCUGUUCGUUGGAAAUCAGUGGGGAUCCUCUCCAAAGCGAAUACACGGCUGAAGAGACGCCCAUGCACGAAUACGUCAAUGUACAUUUCGCGCUGGAGACCCUUCGCGACCAAGCCAAGGCGGCCGGCCGUGAAGGACCCCGAGUGCUGAUACUGGGUCCCGACAACGCCGGCAAGAGUUCGCUGGCAAAGAUCCUUACAGGCUAUUCAAACCGAUCCGCUCGGUCACCGGUCGUGGUGAAUCUGGAUGUCAAAGAAGGAGUGAUGAGUAUACCGGGAACUCUGACGGCAACCGUGUUCAAGACCAUGAUGGACAUCGAAGAGGGAUGGGGAACAGCGCCCAUGAGUGGUCCGAACGGGGCCAUACCUGUGAAACUGCCGCUGGUGUAUUUCUUUGGCAGUUCCCGACCCGAGGAAAAGGAGGGAAAGGUAUACAAGGCUCAGCUCCGCCGACUGGCGCUUGCAGUUGCGGGCCGCCUAGCGCAAGAUCCCGAAGCCCGAGAAAGUGGGCUGGUCAUCGACACGCCCGGUAGUCUUACAUCCAACAAAGCAGGCACUGUGGGCUACGAAAUCAUCCACGACAUUGUGUCCGAACUUGCCGUGUCGGCCAUCCUCUGUCUGGGAUCGGAAAGGCUUUAUAGUGACAUGGUCAAACAAUUCGACGGGCAGCCUACAGCGACGCGGUCCACGACUGCCAGCCAAAACGAGACGAUCUCUGUGAUCAAACUCGCCAAAUCCGGGGGUUGUGUCGAGCGCGAUGAGGCAUACAUGCAAGCUUUCCGUGCGGCGCAGAUCAGGACAUACUUCUACGGCAACCCACGGCUCAGCAACGGCAUCUCACUACAACCACGCCAGCAACAAGUCGACUUUGCCAGCCUGACGGUCUGGCGGAGGAUCUCCAGUACCCCUGAUCCGACGUCAUCUGCCUCUGCCGGAGGCAAAUUCAACGACGAGGACGAGGAGACUUUCCUGCCUGGAGGGAUGGUAGACGAUACAUCAGACACGUAUCCUGGAGGCGCCUCGUCCAAAGUACCUCUGCCUGCAUCACAAAUCUACGAACGGGUAUCUGCGCCCUUUGCCACUAUGCGCAACGCCAUCCUCGCGGUGAUGAACUGCGAGCCCGAAGCCGAGCAAGAAGUCAUCCGCGACAGCAGUGUCAUGGGAUUUCUGUACGUGACCGACACAGACGAGGCACGGGGGCGGAUCAGUCUGCUGAGCCCUGUUGCUGGCCGUGUCCCAAGUCGCGCCAUCGUUUGGGCGGGUUGGCCAGAACCAGUCUUGGGGAUGGACAGAUCUUAG